Messenger RNA from Drosophila eugracilis, 2235 nucleotides. Its product is annotated as O-acyltransferase like protein. The transcript is spliced from 8 exons. The record is from RefSeq and is a predicted model, not a curated record. The coding region runs from base 1 to 2199 and encodes 732 amino acids. NCBI's taxonomy places the organism in Eukaryota, Metazoa, Arthropoda, Insecta, Diptera, Drosophilidae. Gene Ontology annotation, molecular function: acyltransferase activity, transferring groups other than amino-acyl groups.
AUGAUUAGGCUAGCGGGAACUGUGUUAAUCAUUUGGUUGGCGGUAGCCAAAGGAGCUUUGCCUACCCAGAAUAUCCUUUCACAGGAGAAUGAAGUUUCCUUCGUGGCAAACCAUGAACGGCUCAUGGAUCUUCGUUCCUUGGGAAUGGAGUUUUUUAGAGAAUUCCGUAAUAUGUCAGCUACGGACUUGCACCUUCUCGGAGAGCGGUACGACGCACAAGAUUUGAUCUGCCUAGCAGACAUGGCAAAUUUUAUGACAGCCCUUACAACACCCAAGAAGUGGGCCUUAACAAUGCUUGAUUCGUGGGGCUCAAUUCCGGCCGGUUAUCUGUAUGGUAACAUCGUCGACAUGGGGAACUACGAUGAGUGCCUCAAAACAGAUGGGACCAUAAGUGAUUCGCAUCAAAUCAAGGGAAAAUAUUGCUUUCUGGAGCUCCCAAUUUACAAGUGGCUGGGCUACACAACACCAUUGCUGGCGAUGACCAACAUGAAGACCGCAGUGUGCUUUCCCUCAUCGUGCUCAGCAAAUACCAUGGAGAAGUUCUUCGAGCAGCUGCUACAGAGGCUCCUGGCCAUUAGCGAUCCAAGCGAUUCGUUUUCGAUUAGCGAGCAGACAUGCAGGACCAAUGAGAGUGAAUCCUUUGAUGGCCUUACUAUAUGCACCAUCGUAUUACUGUCCAUAUUUUGCACUACAGUGAUACUUUGCACCCUCUACGAUUACUUUUUGUGUCCAGAACAAGGUAAGCUACCUUCUUUUGUAAAGGCCUUCUCAGCCCGUGCCACUUCACGUGACCUGUUCACUAUUGUGGACAACAAGAUGAAUCCCAAUGUAAUCCAUUGCUUGAAUGGUAUGCGAUGCAUGUCUCUCGUUUGGGUGAUAUUUGGCCACGAGUAUAUCGUCGCCUUAAAGGCACCUGCCAUCAACCCUAGGGAUAACUUGAAAUGGAUGACGCAACCAUUCACCAACUUUAUACUAUACGCUCCAUUCUCGGUGGAUACGUUCUUCUUUAUCAGUGGCUUGCUACUAGUGGCCAUAGGAUUACGCUCCUUGGAGAAAACUAAAGGAAAGUUAAAUGUUCCUCUGAUGUAUCUGCACCGAUAUCUGCGCUUAACUCCGAUUUUAGCCGUUGCUAUACUAGUAUAUGUCAAGAUGAUACCAAUUUUCGCCGAUGGCCCCUUGUACGGUUCGACGGGCUUCUUUGAUUACUCCAUAUGCGAUAAUACCUGGUACUUGACCUUGCUCUAUGUGCAAAAUUACGCCACCGACAAUAUUUGUCUUGGUCAUAGUUGGUACCUUGCUGUGGAUAUGCAACUCUUCAUUUUAUCACCGAUCCUGCUAAUUGGCCUCUUUAAAUGGGGAAAAAAGGCAGCGGCCGGCAUCCUGCUGCUCAUUCUGCUAACUUCCGCUUGCCUGUUUGCCACUAUAGUAACAAAUAAUUAUGGAGUUAUAUUUUCAGAUGGUUCACACAUUCCGGAAGUCCAGAAGAAGAUCUAUUAUGCCACCCAUACCCAUGCAGCACCAUGGUUAAUCGGCAUCCUCUUCGGUUACUUUCUGCACCUGAUACGUGGCAGGAAUUUCCAGCUUAACCGUCUCGUAGUCUGGACAGGAUGGUUCCUCUGCUUGGCCAUGUUGUUCACCUCGAUCUUUGCAAUGUAUCCAUAUGCCAAGUUACUGGGUAAAUCACCCACAGUUCUGGAAGGAGCCUUCUAUUACACACUGACCCGAAUUGGCUGGCCUCUAGCCCUCUGUUGGGUGGUUUUUGCCUGCAUCCAAGGCUACGGUGGGUUGGCUAAUAGCUUUCUGUCAUCGCCUCUAUGGCAACCACUCUCAAAGAUUUCCUAUUCCGCAUACAUUUGGCAUAUCUUCAUUCAGGAAGUCAACCAUAAACGCGUCCGAACACAUACAUACUUCUCUGACUUUGAAGUGAUGCUUAGCUUCUGGUCCACUUUUGGGUUCACUCUGGUUAUGUCGUAUGUGCUCUACGUUAUUAUUGAGGCUCCCCUUGAUGGUGUGGAGCGCAUGAUGUUUCCCAAUCGAAGACCAUCGCCAGUGCCAGCAGUCAAAGACGAGCAGGCCAAAAUUGAGCCCAAUGCGGAGAUUAUUGACCGACACGAGGUCGAUCCAGAUAAGCAGACUGAUCUUGAGCAGGCUAACCCGAAAUUGGUUACCAAGAGCGCAGAAAAAGCCGACGAGUCAUAAUAUUGGACUCUUAGUUAGAAAUUAAGCUUGUUAUCA